AUGACAUCGUCACUUUCGUUGUACUUGAAAUUCUCUCAGUUGAAUGAAAACACAAUACAAUUUGGUACAAAACAAUACAGAUUCAAAAAGAUCAUAAACGAUGAUACCAGUGAUCCUCAUGGGUUCUUACAAACUACUGCUGGUGCUACUGGUGCUGGUGUUGGUGCAUCUGAAUGCUAUAUCCUUUUAGGACCUACAGGUUCCGGGAAAACAACGACUAUGAGUCAAGUACUCGAACAAACAAUAACUUCAUUUGGAGAGGACAGGUCUAUUUCCAUGACUGCGUUUGAGGUCAUUGAUAAUAAGAUCAUUACGGAUUUGCUUGAUGAAAACCUAAAGAAGGAAUACAAUAUCACAUUUGAAUCCCAAUUGAAAACCAUCCAGGCUCCCAAUCGUUUUCAUUUGCAACAGAUUUUUAGUCACAGAACCAGUUUCAAAACUUCCGCUAACCCGAUUAGCAGCAGAUCAUGUUUGGUAGUGACAUUCCAUUACGGCGACGACUCUAAUCGUCGAAUGACUUUCAUUGAUAUGAUGGGCAAUGAAAAAUAUGAUAAACAUACUUCUAACGUGUUUGCUAAUUUAAACAUGUCGUCUAUCACGGAGUUGCUAGUGAAGAAGUCUAAUGGGUAUGGAGGUAGAUCUUCUAACUUGGUAACCAAUCUUAUCUUCAAGAAGGAUGAACAAAAUCAUAUCAAACUUAUAUUGCAUUUGGACCCCAAAGGUGAUGCUUCGUUGACUAAAUCUGCAUUGAAUAACAUUGCUUUAUUGGUUCAUAAAUUCAAGUUGGAGAUGCAACGAGUACCUUCAUCCAAAUCUAAUCAUACUACUAGUAAAUCUUCGGGUGGUGGGAAGCAACUUCCAUCUUAUGCUAGACCUACUAUUUCGUCGUCUUCUACUACACCAUCUUUAAAAGUUACCAAGACUAUCCACAAGUCCAAAUCUAUUCGGAAACUUAAUCAAACCAGUUCUUCUUCUGUUUCUGUUUCAGCAACUACAAGAGCUAAAGCUUUAAAAGUAUUAUCAGCUCCUGCAAAGAAUAUACUUCUUGAAAAGCCUGUUGAUGCUAACGUUGAUUUAUCACCACAACAACUGCUUGACAAGUCCAAAUCAUACUUCAAUUCCGAAUGUUCUCGUUCUCCCAUAUCAAGACCGGCUUCUUCUCCAAUUAGAUCAAGAAUUUCAAAAGCUCCAGACACCAAGUUCAAGUCUAUGAGAGAAAAAUUAAUGGAAAAGACCUUUGAGAACGAUGUCCUCAGGAAGGAGAACCUUUCUAUGGUUGAAUUGUUGGAGAAGACUCGUCGACAAAUUAAUGAAUAUUCUGAGUUAGCAGUAAUUGAACAAAGGAGAGAAGAAUUAGAAAGACAACGGUUACUUGAAGCCAAAAGGGAAAUUAUGGAACAAGUUGAUGCUUUUAAAACUGAAUUUUAUAUCUUCAAAGAUACCCAUGAAUCCUUUAAUGAUACUGUUGAAAAGUUAAAGACUUCCUUAGCUUCAAUUGAAGUGGAGAAUAGAGUUUUAAAGUCUGAGACUGAUAAUUUGAAAUCAGAGUUCAGUAUGAAGGAGGAAUCGUUGAUAAUUUCCAAUAGAGAAUUGAAAAGUGAAAUUGAACAGUUGAACAAUUACUUGCUUAAUGAGAGAUCAAGAUUAUCUCAAGCAGAGAAAGAGAAUAAUGCUUUGAACCAAAAAGUGGUGGAUUUAGAUACUCGAAACACUGGAUUAUCCCAACAAUAUACCCGAGUAAUUGGGGAGUUGGAAGAACAGAUUGCCAUGAACAAAGAGAUCAAGGCAUCUUUGGAACAGGAAUUAUCAGAACAAGUGGGUUCAAAAGAUCUUCAAAUCUCUAAUUUACAAGAACAAUUGACUAAAUAUGAUUCUGUUGCUUCUGAAAGAGAUGCUCAGUUGGAUAAAAAAGAGAAAUUGAUAGUGGAAUUGGAAGACAAGUUGGCAUUAGAACAAACCAAAUCUAAUGGUAUCAUUACUGAGCUCAAACAACAAUUACUAAUAUCUGAAGAGAAAGUGCAUGCAACAAGAACGGAACUUGAAGCAAGUAACACCCAAGUUGUUGAUUCCAACACUGAAAUUGAAAGGCUUACUAAGUUAGUUAAGGAUUUGGAAGAUUCUUCAAAUGAAACCAAGAGAUCUCUUGAGCAGAUUCGUGACCAGGCACUUGGAAAAGACGAUGAAUUGGCAGUUACAAAGGAGAAGAUGUUGGAAUAUGAAGAAGAGCUUUUGAUCAAUAGAAAGGAGUUACAGAAAUUGAAAGAAACUCAUGGUGAAGCCAAUAAUGAGUUAUUAACCACCAUGGCUGAAUUGGAAAUGGCCGAGAAGGCACUUGAAUUCAAACAAAAUGAAUUGAAGGUUGUUGAAACUGAAAAGUCGAGUCUUGCUGAAGAUUUAGAAGCACUUCAACAAAGGAACUGUUCAAUGAAGAAGGAACUCGACGAGUUAAAGGCUCAACAAGUUCCUUUUGAAAUUGAACAACAGAAUAUCAAGUUGAAAGCUGAAUUAGAGCAAUUGAAGGUGGCCAGAAACUUUGAAUUGGACAACGAUGAUGAGCUUAAGAAAUUAAGAACUGAAGUUGCUGAAAUAGAACAUUUAAAGGAUGUUUUAGAAAGCAAAGAGGUUCAAAUUGCUCAAUUAAAAGUUGAUAACGAAGAAAGUAAAAGUGGGUUACAAGGUAAAGUCAAUAGUCUUUCUAAAGAAAAGGAAGAACUAUUGAACUCAUUGACCCAAAUGAAGACCAAAUAUUCUUCUGUCAAUCAAGAACUAAAGGCCAUGAAAAAAGAUGCGUUGAAUAACAAUAAAGACUUACUUUCCGCAUCACCACAAUCUUCAAUUCUAGCAACAUCGUCACCGAAUAGUCCUAUUAUGGAAGAAAGUGUGAAGGACGAUAUCAUCACCACUCCAAUUGUAUUGGAAGCACCAGCCCCAUUGAAGAAACCCUUUGAUGCCAAACAAAUCUUCAGAGAUAGAACUUCAUCCAAGUCUCCAACAAAACAUAAAAAGGAUAAUAAGCACGUGUUGACUCCUUCCAAUAGAAAUAUGACGACUGAGUUGAACAUCAAGAAAGAUAAAAAGCUCAAGAGGAAACACAGUGAUUUCAAAUUGAAUGCUAAUAAACUACAAAGAGCUGUUCUUUAA
Messenger RNA from Lizanozyma spartinae, 3141 nucleotides. RefSeq lists its product as uncharacterized. Gene Ontology annotation, biological process: microtubule-based movement. The coding region runs from base 1 to 3141 and encodes 1046 amino acids. Lineage: Eukaryota; Fungi; Ascomycota; Pichiomycetes; Serinales; Debaryomycetaceae. Gene Ontology annotation, molecular function: microtubule binding; microtubule motor activity; ATP binding. The transcript has 2 exons. The record is from RefSeq and is a predicted model, not a curated record.